AACUUUAUCCCUGUUUAAUCUGCAACGCCCAGAACAAUAAUCCCAUUUUCAUCAGCUAAUCCCCCUCCCUCUUUCAUUUGGGGCCCCUCAAUUUCUUGUUUUAACAGGGAAUUUUGAUUCUUCCUUGUGUUUUGGGCGAUUUAGAGGACCAAUGAGGGAAACAUAUGAUCUUUCUCAUGAUACAAAUUAAUAAUGGUGAGAGACAAUAGGAACAUAAGGCCCGUGCUCUUGAAAAUUGGGGCUGUUUUGGUUCUAUCUCUUGGUGGGGUUAUCUAUACCAUUUUUAGAACCAAGAGAAUCAAGCCCUCCAAUUUAUUUUCACCUCCUUGCUCAACAGGUGGUGAAAAUGGUGAGCUCACAAAUGAUGAUCACGCCUCCCAUGCAACUCCAAUAUCACCUUCCUCCCGCAAAUCAGUUUCUACUGUGUCAGACAAACACGAGGACCUCCACAUCUGCAAACACAUUAUAGAGAAUUCUACAGCUCUUCCAUCUAGCAGUGGUAUGUUCAACAGCAAUAGAGAUGGAUUUCUCUUGCCAGAGUUCAAUGAACUUGUAAAGGAACUCCGUUUAUCUACCUCAAAGAGGGACAUUGAAACGCUGUUGCAGUAUGAAGAUUCACCUAGAGAAUAUAGAAUUGUUGAAAUGGUUAACCAUGAGCAAGAGAUUAAGAGCCUGAAAAAUAUUGUUAAAACUCUCGAAGAGAGGGAGAGGACUCUAGAAAUCCAAUUGCUAGAGUAUUAUGGUCUUAAGGAGCAAGAAACUGCUAUCAUGGAGCUUCAGAACCAACUAAAAAUAAACAAUAUGGAGGCCAAGCUUUUUGGUCUCAAGAUUGAGUCAUUGACCGCAGAUAAGAUGAGGUUAGAGGCUCAAGUGGCCGAUUAUGCAAAAGUUGUUUCUGAGCUCGAUGCUGCAAAAGUCAAGAUAAAGCAACUCAAAAAGAAACUGAGAUCAGAAGCUGAUCACAGUAAGGAACAGAUUUUAACCCUUCAAGAAAAAGUUAUGAAGUUGCACGACGAAGAAAAGAAGGCUGUUGAAGCUGAAUCGGAUGUUCAGUUAAAGCUCCGAAAACUGAAAGACUUGGAGAAUCAGGCUGAUGAGUUGAAGAAAUCUAAUCACAGUUUAAGAAAAGAAAAUUCAGAACUGGCUCAUAGAUUAGAAUCUGUUCAAAUCAUUGCUGCUUCUGUGUUGGAAGAUGAAGAAACAGAAGCACUGAAGGAAGAAACUCUAGGGUUGAAAAAGCAAAAUGAAGAUUUAGCGAAGGAAGUUGAGCGGCUUAAAGCAGAUCGCUGCAAUGAUGCUGAGGAACUAGUCUAUCUCCGAUGGAUAAACGCUUGCUUGCGGUACGAGCUGAGGAACUUACAGCCUGUUGCAGGAAAAACAAUUGCAAGAGACCUCAGUAAAACAUUAAGCCCCAAGUCAGAGGAGAAAGCCAAGCAACUAAUUCUUGAAUAUGCAAAUAAAGAAAGUCAGGGGGAAAGGGAGAUCAGUGUUACUGAUUUUGAUUCGGAUUGGUCAUCGUCUCGAACAUCCUUUUUUACAGACUCUGGUGAAUUUGAUGACACUUCUACUGAUAAUUCAUCACCCCGUAAGACUUCAGGCAAAAAGAAGGUGUUUAGUAAGCUUAUGAGAUUAGUGCGGGGAAAGGAUCGCCGUCUUAGUCGGAGUUCUUCUAUGGACAUGGUGCACAAUGUUGAAGAUAAUGUGUCAAGACAUUCUAGUUUUUCUCCAGGGUACAGUUCUGGUUCAUCCAAACAAUUUCUGGAGUUACAUUCGGCGUCUCAAAGUUCAAGGAGCGACAAAGGAGAAAACAACUAUAACUACUCGAUAGAUAGUACGAGAAAUAGUGAUGGGGGUUCGUCGUCAGGUUCAGGAAGACUGGAUUAUAUCUCAAAUCGUCUGACUGAUUCACCUCAAGAAAAUAUAACUAAAGAUGACUCAGAAAAAGUCCAGAAAACCGACUUAGUGAAAUAUGCAGAAGUGUUAAAAGGUUCUCGUUCUAAAGCUGGAUUUUGCAGGAGAUCAGCAUCUGUUAGUUCCUUCUAACAUUUGUGUAAAUAAAAGUUUUUACCAGUUUUAGUAACUUUUUUCCUUCCAUGUUUCCUCAACAUUGUUAACCUUCUUGAUUUGAGGUAAAAAAAGCUUCAGAAGUUGCAUGCA
Molecule: messenger RNA, 2157 nt
Organism: Nicotiana attenuata
Lineage: Eukaryota; Viridiplantae; Streptophyta; Magnoliopsida; Solanales; Solanaceae
Product: protein CHUP1, chloroplastic-like
Exons: 4
Coding region: 193-2043 (616 amino acids)
Biological process (GO): chloroplast organization
Cellular component (GO): chloroplast outer membrane
Source: RefSeq, a predicted model, not a curated record